This is a messenger RNA of Planococcus citri (citrus mealybug), 3847 nucleotides long. Its product is annotated as fibroblast growth factor receptor 2-like. Bases 122 to 2143 code for a protein of 673 amino acids. Gene Ontology annotation, biological process: protein phosphorylation; positive regulation of kinase activity; multicellular organism development. NCBI's taxonomy places the organism in Eukaryota, Metazoa, Arthropoda, Insecta, Hemiptera, Pseudococcidae. Gene Ontology annotation, molecular function: ATP binding; transmembrane receptor protein tyrosine kinase activity. Gene Ontology annotation, cellular component: signaling receptor complex; plasma membrane. The record is from RefSeq and is a predicted model, not a curated record. The transcript is spliced from 11 exons.
UUUCACUCCGACGAUUAGGUAAACCACGGACCUCGGUUUGAAAUUUUUUAUCAAAAUGGGUAUUACAUUAAAUCGAAAUUAAACAUUAUUUAGCUUCCUAUCUAUUCUUUCGAGAAACAAAAUGCGUGUUUUAAUCUUCAUUCUUAUCUGUGUCUUACAAAUUCGGUUCAAUUGGGCACAGGAAAACAUUGUUCCGAUUCAGUUGCCCAAUGGCACAAUAUCAAAUAUCACCUUCAUAGCGGUGAAUUUAACCAUCAUAGAAAAACAACUACCAGACUUCAUCGAAAAUAACCUACAAUCUCUCGGUUUAGAACGCAACUGGACUUCAGCGAGUAACAGAACCUCCAAUAAUUUCACAGCUUCGCCUUACAUCAUGGGCAAUUACCCGCGUGAUUUACGUAACGUAUCGAUCAAUGAGGCGAAAUUUGAAUGCCCCAAGAACAAUGAAACUAGCGACUAUAAUGAGACCAUACAAGGGAGAAUUAGACAUCAACAAAUAAGCUGGAGGAUAGUUGAUUUCGAAGAACCGAAUUUAACAGUCAUCACCAAGUUGAGCAUGCCGAAAAAUUCAACUAAUAAUGAAACCUAUAUAGUAGAGAAUCCCACUUCCGCUGACGAUGGCUUUUACAUGUGCAUCGUCCAUGAUGACGAAGAAAUCUUUGCCGCAAGAGCAGCAGUUUUAACCGUUUUUGAUCCACCGAAGAAAAAAAAUACGGAUUCCUAUACACUCCCUAUAAUAAUAGCAAUUGUAUCGGCUGUUCUUAUUUUUGUCUUGCUAGGAGGUAUCACCAUAAGGUACAGAAGGCAAAAAGCGAUCUUGAUAUCCAGAGCCAACGAAGCGGAGGCGUUCAAAAAUUGGGUCAAAACAGUGAUAAUAGAACGAGACGGAGAUUCCACAGAUAUUUUGAAGAGUCCAGUAGUACGAAUUGAACGUAAACAACUGAGAGGCAAACAUGGAUACGCCGAGAAUAUGGAAUACGAACUACCCCCAGAUACCAAAUGGGAAUUCCCCAGAGAACACUUGAGAUUAAGCGGUGCUUUGGGAGAGGGAGAGUUCGGCAAAGUUGUACAAGGAGAAGCUUACAAUAUCUACGAUUCGGAAACCUGGUCUACUGUGGCUGUAAAAAUGCUCAAAGAUAAUCAUACCGACGAAGAGAUGGUAAAUAUGGUAGCCGAAGUCGAAAUUAUGAAGAUGAUUGGUGCACAUAAACACGUUUUGCGACUAUUAGGAUGCUGCAGCCAAGCUGGUCCAUUGCUGGUGAUUAUGGAAUACGCUGUUCAUGGCAAUUUGAGAGACUUUCUCAGAUAUUACAAUUCUUCUUCGUGUGAUUCGACCGAAUUGGAGGCGAGAUUCGUGAUGAAUAACAAAGCUUUGAUCAAUUUCGCUCGACAAAUCGCUGAAGGAAUGGAUUACUUGGCUUCGAUAAAGUGUGUACAUCGUGAUUUGGCUGCUCGAAAUGUGUUGGUUUGCGAAGACUAUAUCAUGAAGGUGGCAGAUUUCGGUUUAGCUCGUGAUAUCCAUAGCAAUGAAUACUAUAGAAAAAAAUCCAAAGGAAAAUUGCCUGUGAAAUGGAUGGCUCCUGAAGCUUUGUUCCAAAGACUUUACACGUGUAAAUCGGAUAUCUGGUCUUAUGGAAUACUGCUUUGGGAAAUAACAACCAGAGGAGGUGUCCCUUAUCCCUCUCUUCCAUGCAUUGAGAAACUAUUUCAACUUUUACAAGAAGGAUAUCGCAUGGAAAGUCCUAAAAAUUGUCCUCCUAAACUAUACACUCUGAUGCGUAACUGCUGGGACGAUGAUCCGAAUGAACGACCCGAUUUCCAAAAAAUCAUACAAGACUUGGACGAAAUAUUAGCUGAUAACGAUGGCUUAGAUAUCAUUCCUUCUCCAAUCCAAUCGAUACAUUCAUCGGUAGAGAAUCUUUACUCGAGCAGCGACGAAGAAGACGAUAGUGAUGGAAAAGACGAUGACACCAAAAAAGUGCACUAUCCGUUAUUGAAAGAACGACCUACGAGUAUGCAAUCGGUGAAUUAUCCUUUCAUGGAAAAACAAAUGUUGGAAAAACUGAGUUCUGUUUCGGGAGAUGGUGUGAAUGUGCGACAUUCUUUCACCAUUUCCGAAGGAAAAGAUUAUACUUCAUCGUAAACUGAGGCUGAGGCAUAUAUUUUUGUGGGAAAUGGGACAUUAUCUUAUAACUAGUCCUUUUACUUACUUACUAUUCGCUUAAAUUAUCGUUUUCGUGAAUUGUUUUUCUAUAGGAAGUUCUAAAAUUUUACAUGGAAUUUCUUGGCUCUCUUUUUGACAAGAAUCAUUUUUACAAUUUAUUUUUUGAAGAUUUAUUACUUCAAGGUGACUGAAAGUAUACCUACUACAAGCUCAAUUAGUUUAUUAAAUGCAUUGCAUUUAUGAUAAGUUAUUGAUAUUCAAUUCAUCUUAUUAUUUAAAUUCUAAGAAAAGAGUUAGAACUCUAAAACAAUGACGAGCGAAUUGAAAAUGGUAAAUAUAAGGGAAUACGUUUUGCAAAGAAAUUUCAAAUGUUGGCGAAAGAUGACCAUUAAAAACUUCAACCAUAAUUUUACCUUGAAUGUUAGGUACUUACUUACAAGGAGAGUAUCAGUAUUCCAACAGUCGCUCAAAUUUUUGAACAGAACAAAAAUGAAUCGAGAGAGGACCCCCAAAAAAAACACCAAACAAAAUUUCAGGUUCUGAAAUUAAUUUUUUAGAUUUCUGGAACAUUUUUAAAAAUUCAAAAACUUAUUUUUCUUUUCAUCAAAAAAAAAAAUAAAUUCUCAUGAAAGGCUGAAAUUUAGUUUGAAUCCUAUUUUCGACCGACUGAAUCGAUUUAUGACAAAGUAAAAUAAAAACGUCCUGGAGCCUCCAAUGCAUUUUAUUAUUCUCCAGUUUUAGCAAGGUGGGAGGAGCUGUAAGUAGGAUGAAAAUUGAGUUCAGUGCCAAAAUUUGGAUGCCACUCGAUCGAUUUAGGCACAUCUGCUUCAAAUACAAAAUCAAAAUUCAACAGAGGUUCAGAACGGUUUGAAAUCAUUAAAAAAAACUCGAACGAUCCAGAAUAGGUUACAAACCAAUUCUUUCUUCGUUACUUAUUUAUUUAUUUUUAAAAUAACCACUGUAGAAAAUUUUGGGUUUGAACCAGUAUGAAAAAUAUUUUGAAAAUAUGUGCUCAAAUCGUUCAAUUGUGUCACAAAAAUAGUAAAUCCAAGUUUAUAGGUGUUGAAUUUCAUCUUUCAUCCUAUUUACAGCGUUUUUUCAAAAACUGUUUAGUCUACAAACCCACUGGAGGCUUCAAAAUGGUUCGAAAUCAUCACCAAUCGACUCGGAAGGUCAAAAAUAUGGCACAAAUCGAACAGCUUUUUAUUUCAAUUUGAUCAAAUUUUAAUUUUUUGUCAUGUCAUAAGAUAUAGACUGAUGGUUUUGAAUUUUUUAAAAUUCACCAAAAAUCGAAAAAUGAAUUUCGGCACCUGAGGUUUGAGCUGGAGGUCUAUUUUGGGGUCUUAUUUUAAUAUUCCUCUUUGUCCUAUUCAAAAGUUUUGGUGCUGGUUGGAAUACCUACUAAAGUACUUUUGUUACCUUGGGUACUUUUUUUUUCUUCAAAUUACGUACCUAGGUACUCUAUUGGGCAGUGGGCACAUUAAGUGGUGUUUUUUUAAAGGAAUUUUUAAAAUGAUUUUUCAUGAUUUACUUACCUAAUUGAUUGACUUAAGUAGGAUAUUAUUUUGUUAUUUUUUCUAGUAUAGUAAAGUUCACACGAACUUAUUUACAUAGGUAUAGUAUUCUAAAAUAAAUGUUUGCACCUAUUUUGUACCUUUAAUAAAAGGUAUGAUUUUUCUCGAA